Enterobius vermicularis (human pinworm) is the source of this 1266-nucleotide messenger RNA. NCBI's taxonomy places the organism in Eukaryota, Metazoa, Nematoda, Chromadorea, Rhabditida, Oxyuridae. The record is from the annotation of a GenBank genome assembly.
AUGGUUAGCCCUGAACGUGAAAUCAUGUUACCAGGUAGUCCACCGGUAGACAAGUUUAACAUCGUCUACUGCAUCAUGUUGCUGCAUGGAAUUGGUACAUUGAUGCCAUGGAAUAUGUUCAUUACAAUUGCACCUAUGUAUUUUGUCAACUACAAACUUAUGGAAAAUAAAAAUGGUACUCUGGUAGAAACGGACUAUUCAAAGCAGUUCUUCAGCUACUUGGGGAUCUGCUCACAGUUACCAAAUCUUUUGUUAAAUCUUGCUAACAUUUUUGUUGACACAAAGGGUGGAUUGAAUAGAAGAAUUGGUGGCUCAUUGAUCAUCGUCGGCAUCAUAUGUAUCAUCACCACAGUUUUUGUGAAAAUUGAUACGACAGAAAUGGUCACAGCGUUCUUCUUUAUUACAAUGAUCACCGUGGUUAUUCUGAACGCAGCAAAUGGCAUCUAUCAGAAUUCCAUUUAUGGUCUUGUCGCUGCAUUUCCAUCACAAUUCACUAAUGCAAUUGUGUUGGGCAAUAAUCUUUGUGGAACAUUUGUAUCGGUCAUUAGUAUACUAACAAUAACAAUGUUUGAGGGCAGUGUAACCAAUGCCGCGUUGGCGUACUUCGUCAUCGCUGUUCUGACAAUCGCUGCAUGCUUUAUCUCAUUUUUCAUGCUUCCUCAAUUUGAAUUCUAUAACUAUUAUAUAAAGAAACAUGAGAAAGACGAGGAAGAGGCUGGAACUGCUAAUAAAGAAAGCAAAAAGGAAUUAUAUAUAUCAACUUUCAAACAGUGUUGGGUACAAUGUUUAUCAAUAUUUCUGGUAUUCUUCGUGACGCUUACCAUAUUUCCUGCAAUAAUGGCUGACGUUAAACCUGUUCACCGAAAUACGCUAAAUGAUACUUACAAUUUCUUUAUACCAGAAAAAUUGUUCACACCGAUUACCACGUUUUUGCUCUUCAAUUCUCUCGCUAUGAUCGGAUCUAUGACUGCUAAUUUUGUACAGUGGCCAUCUUCACGAUACAUCAUAAUUCCGGCUAUUUUACGCAUAGUGUUAAUCCCGAUAAUGAUGUUGUGUAACUUCCGACCAGAACGUCGGACCUGGCCAGUUCUUAUCUACAACGAAUACAUUUAUAUAAUGCUUGGUAUCAUAAUGUCGUUUACCAGCGGUUAUUUCAGUUCACUUGGUAUGAUGUAUGCACCUAAGGCAGUAGAACCGUCAAAAGCUCCUGUGGCUGGUAUGAUGUCUGCUUUCUUCCUAAUCUGCGGUAUGCUUUUACCUUUAUAA